AUGGCUGACCCAAAUCCAAAUUCUCCAAAUUCUCUUACUAACGUGCGACAAAUAUUAUUAGACCAAUCCACACCAACUGUAGCCUCCCUUGACUUUCACCCUCCUCCCCCAACACACCAACCCUUUCCUCCUCAGCCUCCUCCUCCGCACACCCCAUAUUCUCUUCUCUCUCUUCAACACCAUAAGUGUGAACUUACUGAAACACCCUCUCCCUCCACAAGAGCACUAGAGGUUGACACAGUACCAAAGCCCACCACCAUGGCCUCAACCUCUUCCGGGAAGCACCCCACGUACCGUGGCAUCCGGUGCCGCGGCGGGAAAUGGGUUUCUGAAAUCCGGGAGCCACGCAAGACCAAGAGAAUAUGGCUUGGCACUUUCCCAACCGCGGAGAUGGCUGCGGCCGCCUAUGAUGUGGCCGCACUCGCUCUGAAAGGUGCCGAUGUUGUUCUCAACUUUCCCGGUUUCAUUGGAUCGUAUCCAGUGCCAGCAUCCACUUCGGCACAAGAUAUUUGUAGUGCCGCAGCUGCUGCAGCGGCGACACUACGAAAGAAUGGUGACUCCAGAGAGAGCCCGGGACAGAGGCAGAAGGAUGAUAAGGACGAUGUGACGGUGAGUAAUAGUAUAAAUUUGGCGUCGUCUUCUGUGGGAGACUUCGUGGACGAGGAAGAGAUUUUCGGGAUGCCGAAUUUACUGAUGGACAUGGCAGAGGGAAUGCUGGUGUCUCCACCGCGGAUGAACGACUCGCCGCCUUCAGAUUAUGACGACUCGCCGGGAAACUCAGACGGUGGAGAAAGUCUCCUUUGGAGCUAUUAA
Prunus armeniaca (apricot) is the source of this 813-nucleotide messenger RNA. The record is from the annotation of a GenBank genome assembly. NCBI's taxonomy places the organism in Eukaryota, Viridiplantae, Streptophyta, Magnoliopsida, Rosales, Rosaceae.